AUGUCACAUCCUGGCUUUCCUGGCGACGGCUCUGCCACUACCCAUCUCGUCCACAACCUCGUUGAAGAGGCUGUGCGGUCGCUCGAGGGAGUCCCCAUCCCUCUGACGCGUGAGUAUCACCCCGGACCUAAAGAGAAACGAGAGCCCAUCGUUGAGCACCCAGCUAAUCGUAUCGUUGGCAACCCAGCACGAACUCCUCCCAACCAGUGGCCGGUCGAAGAAAUAUCUACUCGGGAAGCGUUGCGACACUCCAUCAGCCCCAGCAAAGUCAGGGAAUUGCUCGACUUCUCCGCCUUGCUGUACGCCGACGAGCCCGACGAUAACCUUCUCUGUCCCAUCUGCAAGCUUCCCGUCAUUACCCCCAUAAUCACGCCCUGCGACCAUACCUUCUGUCUCGAAUGCCUCAAGCGCCAUUUCCGUUCAUCCGAUACAUGCCCCAUCGACCGCACCAGGUUUCGCGCCAGGGACUGCAAGACGUCGAGACUCUUGACCAACAUUCUCGAUAGCCUGGUUGUCGAGUGCCCCAACACUGAGCGAGGAUGUAGCGAAAAGAUGAAGCGCGAGGAGGUUGUUAAGCACACCAUCAACUGCAGGUACACGCUGCACGACUGUCCCGACAAGGCCUGCGACAAGAGGGUGCAGCAGUGGCUUGCAGUCUCGGGCAAGUGCUGGCAUUUCGAGCAGACAUGCGAAUACUGCGAAGACAAGAUGGAGGCGGCGUCCAUGGCGGACCACAUCAAUAAGAAGUGUACCAAAAAUACAACGAGCUGCUCCGACUGCGGCGUGACGAUCAAGCUCUCCGAAGUCAGCCAACACCGCGAUGGCAGCUGUCCCGAGGCGUCGGUUGCCUGCAAAUAUGUCGACUACGGCUGCACACACGAGGCGCUUCGCAAGAUCCUGGGCGCCCACCAAGACGACUGCAUCUACAAGGUUGUCGCCGUCGUGGGCGACAAGGUCAAAGCCCAAGAGAAACAGAUCGAGAAGCUGCAGAAGCAGACUGAAGACCAGGAGAGGCAGAUCAUGGAAUUGAAGGAGGAGCGGCGCGAUUGCAUCUCGUGGGACGAUGUCUUCAGCCUCAACAACGUCCAAGGCGGUCCAAAGUUUAAACCCACAGAGGCCGUCAUGACCAUAUACGAAGACAUGGAACGCCGCAUGGAGGAGCUCAAGAAGGAGCUGACCGACUUGGAAGGGCGCCAGACGGUCAUGGUCCUGAACCAGGUCAUGCCGAUCAAGGACCAGAUCACCGAGAUCAGGAGCAACCUGGGCAUAUUAAAGAUGCACAUGGCCUGGCUUAUGAACAAGAGCCGCGAGGAAGUCGAGCGCAGCCGUCUGGCCAAUCGUAGUGUCAGCAGCACCAGCCGCACGCGCGGCAGCUCCGACAGCGAUGGCGAAGCCGGCCCGUCAACGUCUCGAAGACUGAGCGACGGAUCGAACGGCAUUCCUCGGCUUUGA
This is a messenger RNA of Colletotrichum higginsianum IMI 349063, 1452 nucleotides long. Its product is annotated as TRAF-type zinc finger. The coding region runs from base 1 to 1452 and encodes 483 amino acids. Gene Ontology annotation, molecular function: zinc ion binding. Lineage: Eukaryota; Fungi; Ascomycota; Sordariomycetes; Glomerellales; Glomerellaceae. The record is from RefSeq and is a predicted model, not a curated record. The transcript has a single exon.